Messenger RNA from Dalotia coriaria, 3331 nucleotides. It is a transcript of the gene FER, whose product is annotated as tyrosine-protein kinase Fer. Gene Ontology annotation, molecular function: ATP binding; non-membrane spanning protein tyrosine kinase activity. Bases 437 to 3031 code for a protein of 864 amino acids. NCBI's taxonomy places the organism in Eukaryota, Metazoa, Arthropoda, Insecta, Coleoptera, Staphylinidae. Gene Ontology annotation, biological process: peptidyl-tyrosine phosphorylation. The transcript is spliced from 13 exons. The record is from RefSeq and is a predicted model, not a curated record.
CGCGUUUGCGCGCGUCUAGCGAUUACGUCGCCGUGCGCAAUCCACAACCGCAAUAAAACCAAAUCUAAUACGAAUUCUAAAAACAAAAAUAUCAAAUAUUCAACCCAAACGUGCAUGUGUGUGAAAAUAUAUUCGAAUAUUAUAAUCGGAUGUCCACGGCGUGCGAGGAUAACAAAAGUGAAGAAUAGUCGCGCGUCGCGGUCAGUUUGCGGUUUUCGUAUGCAUGUGAAUGUGUGUGAUGUGAAUGUAAAUUGAUGGCGGGGAGCGCGGAUCGGCGUGGAUCUCUUCUCGGCGCGCGGCGAGCGAAAGAAUAACAAAAACGGGGCGCAGAACAAGAACACAAGCAAGGCGUCUCUGACCACAGUCAAACAGUGAAACAAGGUGUAUAACAAAAUGCCUACCAUCAACUGAAAGUAUUUUUAUUUUUUAAUCAAAAAUGGGUUUCUCAACGACUCUGCAAGGCCGCAGCGCACACGAGGCGCUCUUACUCCGUCAGGAUGCAGAAUUGCGUCUGCUGGAGACGAUGAAGCGCUGCCUCACAUCGAAAGUACGCGCGGAUCGAGAAUACGCGCUGGCGUUGACAGCCGCAGCGGCGCAAGGAGCGAAAGUCGCUGGCGGCGGCGCAAACGACGAUUUGGCUGGAUCCUGCGUGCAAGCAGCAUGGCGCACCAUGAUGGACGAAUUCGAAUGCGCUGGGAAACUACUUCGACAAAACGCGGAUCUCGUAGAGACAAAAACCCUGGAUGCAUUGAAUGCGCUGCAUGCGGAUAAACGUAAAGCGCGCAAGUUUUAUCAGGAGGAGCACACGCGUAUUGCACAACAAUUUACACACUUACAAGAAGAUGUGCAACGCAAAAAGACCGACUACCAGAAAUAUCUGGAAGUCUACAAACAGAUGCGGUCACGCUUCGAGGAGCAUUACGUCAAGUCUGGACGCGGCGGGCGUAAAUUGGACGAGGUGCGCGAUAAAUACCAGAAGGCAUGCAGAAAACUUCACCUCACGCACAAUGAGUACGUGUUGUUGUUGUGUGAGGCGUCCGAGUUUGAAAAGGAUUUCCGGACGGUUCUAUUGCCCGGAUUGCUGGAGCAUCAGCAGAGUGUGCAGGAGAAUUUCGUCGCUGCGUGGAAGGUGAUCCUGCAGGAAGUCGCACAGUAUUCGGACCUUGCCGCGGAGAAGUUUCGCGAGGUUUACAGACGCAUCGAGGGUGGAUUAGAGGCUAUUAAACCCUGUGAUGAGUAUAAUGGCUUCACAGAGAAACACAAAACUGCCCCUUCUGAACCGGUAAAAUUCACGUUUGAUGAAUCACUGGUCGAAGAUUCUGCCGGGAAAUUACUUCCGAAUCAACUGACUGUGGAUAAUUUAACCGUGGAAUGGUUGAGGACGAAACUAGGCGAGUUGGAGAGUAGUUUGAAGGAAAGUCAAGAAAAGAGGGCGCUACUUGUGCCGCAUGAUGGCGCUGCGAUGCAAAACGGCAAAGUUACGACUGACACUUCCACCAUUUCUUCCACGCUUAAUAAUCGGUUAUCUUCAACAUCAGGCAGUGGUCUAGAAGUGAAUAGAAAAGAACUAAACGAAUUGAAAUGCCUGGAAAGAAAGAUGCUAAAACAAACUGAGCUAAUAAAAUCAGCGCUUAAUGAAUUGGGAUGUGAAGAAGUCCCGUCUGGUUUGGAUAUUUCCAUAGAUAACACCGCUGGUUUUAUUAGUAAUCCCACUGAGCAGAUGUCGCUGUCGCCGUUGGCAAGUAAGAAGCAUAAGCACAAGUUUGUCGCGCGGCUGUUUCGCAAGCCGUUUCGUCGGAAGUCGGCGCCAUCAUCGCCGAUAGCGCCACCUAGGACGCGGGUUCGCAGAGGUUCCGCCACGCAGAGCGAGGGCGCUGAUCCUGUGUCUUUAAGUAUAAAUAAACCGCUGGUUGAUGAAGAUUGGUUUCACGGUGUGCUGCCACGCGAAGAAGUUGUCCGAUUAUUGACGCAGGAAGGUGAUUUUCUUGUGCGGGAGACGACGAGGAAUGACGAGUGCCAAACGGUGUUGUCUGUGUGUUGGGGCGGGCAUAAACAUUUCAUUGUUCAAACAACAACAGAAGGACAUUAUCGUUUUGAAGGACCUGCCUUUCCAAGCAUACGUGAACUGAUCCUCUAUCAGUGCGACAGCGGGCUUCCGGUCACCGCACGUUCGGGCGCCAUAUUGUAUAAACCGAUUCCGCGGGAGCGAUGGGAACUGAAUAACGACGAUGUGAUUCUGUUGGAUAAAAUCGGCCGGGGUAACUUUGGCGAUGUCUACAAAGCGCAAUUAAAGAACAGCCAGCAAGAAGUCGCAGUGAAAACAUGCCGCGUCACGCUCCCCGACGAACACAAAAAGAAAUUCCUCCAGGAAGGCCGCAUACUCAAACAAUACGACCAUCCGAACAUCGUGAAACUCAUCGGCAUCUGCGUCCAGAAACAACCCAUCAUGAUCGUCAUGGAGCUUGUGCCCGGCGGAUCACUGCUGACUUUUCUGCGCAAGAAAGCCGCGACUUUAACCGAGUCACAAUUAAUGAAUAUGUGCCUGGACGCGGUCGCCGGCAUGCGGUAUCUGGAGUCAAAGAAUUGCAUUCAUCGUGAUUUAGCUGCGAGAAAUUGUUUAGUUGGUUAUGCCAACGUUGUGAAAAUCUCCGACUUCGGCAUGUCACGAGAAGAAGAAGAAUACAUCGUCUCCGACGGUAUGAAACAAAUACCGAUCAAGUGGACGGCACCAGAGGCUUUAAAUUUCGGAAAAUACACUUCGUUGUGUGACGUGUGGAGUUACGGCAUACUCUGCUGGGAGAUUUUCUCACGUGGAGGCACACCCUACAGCGGAAUGAGCAAUACAAAAGCCCGUGAAAAAAUCGACACAGGUUAUCGAAUGCCAGCGCCUGAAAACACUCCGGAUGAAAUGUAUCGUCUAAUGCUGCGGUGCUGGGAGUAUCAACCCGAGAAACGCCCGAAUUUCGAGCAGAUCAACACCGUUGUCGAUACAUUAUGCGCGGUUUAUCGCUCCAGUCUUAAACAAUACUAACAUAUAACACAACACACACACAAAACACGCAACAAAACAACAAAGGUAAGUUACAUUUUUAACGCGUAGUUUCUUUAAUUAUUAUCGUGUUUUCGAUGUGGUUUCAUUCACAUGUGAAAUUUCUGAUUAUUAUUCCUGUGAUUAUUAUUUAUGCGACUUACGACAAGUGCCUUAAAGUAUAAUUUAUCAAGCUCACAUUGGAAAUGUUUAAGAUAUUUUAAAUUGAACACACGUUUACAUCACUUAACCAUGUGCAAUGUGCAGAUAAUCAAUGUUUUAUUAAAUUAAAUUACAAGUAGA